Messenger RNA from Pogoniulus pusillus (Red-fronted tinkerbird), 4343 nucleotides. It is a transcript of the gene ZEB2, whose product is annotated as zinc finger E-box binding homeobox 2. The coding region runs from base 252 to 3896 and encodes 1214 amino acids. The record is from RefSeq and is a predicted model, not a curated record. NCBI's taxonomy places the organism in Eukaryota, Metazoa, Chordata, Aves, Piciformes, Lybiidae. The transcript is spliced from 11 exons. Gene Ontology annotation, molecular function: DNA binding.
UUCCAGGGUCUCUCCUCUCGCUCCGACAGAAAAGAAAAAGAAAAAAAUGUCAUUAGAAGAGGCGUAACACGUCAGUCCGUCCCCAGGAGCUGCAUCUUCCCUUCACCUUUUCUCCUCUACUUCGCGGCUUCUUCAUGCUUUUUCUUCUCAUCAUUUCUGGCCAAAACUACAAACAAGACCUCGCAGAGCCUGCGUGCUGCUGAAUCAGGGAGUCGAGCCCAUGCGAACUGCCAUCUGAUCCACUCUUAUCAAUGAAGCAGCAGAUCAUGGCGGAUGGCCCCAGGUGUAAGAGGCGAAAACAAGCCAACCCCCGGAGGAAAAACGUAGUGAACUAUGAAAAUGUAGUGGAAACGGGUUCAGAAACAGAUGAGGAGGACAAGCUACACAUUGCUGAGGACGAGAGUGCUAUCAACGCGCUGGACCAGGAAACCAGCCCGGCCAGCGUGCCCAACCAUGAGUCUUCCCCGCAUGUGAGCCAAGCAACGUUGCCCAGAGAGGAAGAGGAAGAUGAAAUGAGGGAAAGUGGAGUAGAUCACACCUGGCACAAUAAUGAGAUCCUGCAAGCCUCUGUAGAUGGUCCAGAAGAAAUGAAGGAAGAUUAUGACACUAUGGGGCCUGAAGCCGCAAUUCAGACCACUCCAAACAAUGGUACAGUGAAGAAUGCAAAUUGCACGUCGGACUUUGAGGAGUACUUUGCCAAGAGGAAACUGGAGGAAGGAGAUGGGCAUGCAGUCAGCAUAGCGGAGUACCUGCAGCGCAGCGACACGGCCAUCAUUUACCCCGAAGCCCCCGAGGAACUGUCUCGCCUUGGCACUCCAGAGGCCAAUGGGCAAGAAGAAAAUGACCUGCCACCUGGAACUCCAGAUGCCUUCGCCCAACUGCUGACCUGCCCCUACUGUGACCGGGGCUACAAGCGCCUGACGUCCCUCAAGGAGCACAUCAAGUACCGCCACGAGAAGAACGAGGAGAACUUCUCGUGCCCUCUCUGUAACUACACGUUUGCCUACCGCACCCAGCUCGAGCGGCAUAUGGUGACACACAAGCCAGGGACAGAUCAGCACCAAAUGCUGACCCAGGGAGCAGGCAAUCGCAAGUUCAAAUGCACUGAGUGUGGCAAGGCCUUCAAAUAUAAACACCAUCUGAAGGAACACCUGCGAAUUCACAGUGGUGAAAAACCGUACGAGUGUCCAAACUGCAAGAAACGUUUCUCCCACUCUGGCUCCUACAGUUCGCACAUCAGCAGCAAGAAGUGUAUUGGUUUGAUCUCUGUCAAUGGCAGAAUGAGAAACAAUAUCAAGACGGGUUCUUCUCCUAACUCUGUAUCUUCCUCUCCUACUAAUUCGGCCAUUACACAGCUGAGAAACAAGCUGGAGAAUGGCAAACCACUUAGUAUGUCUGAACAAACAGGCCUACUGAAAAUUAAAACAGAACCACUAGAUUUCAACGAGUACAAGGUUCUUAUGGCCUCACAUGGGUUUAGUGCAACUAGUCCUUUUAUGAAUGGUGGACUUGGAGCAACCAGCCCCUUAGGAGUUCACGCUUCUGCUCAAAGUCCGAUGCAGCACUUAGGUGUAGGGAUGGAAGCACCGUUGCUUGGGUUUCCUGCAGUGGGCAGCAAUUUAAGCGAGGUGCAGAAGGUCCUACAGAUUGUGGACAACACGGUUUCCAGGCAGAAAAUGGACUGCAAGGCUGAAGAGAUCUCCAAGUUGAAGGUUUACCAUAUGAAGGAUUCAUGCCCUCAAGCUGAGGAACAAGGAGUUACCUCCCCCAAUAUUCCCCCCGUGGGUCUUCCAGUAGUAAGUCAUAAUGGUGCCACUAAAAGUAUUAUUGACUAUACAUUAGAGAAAGUCAAUGAAGCCAAAGCUUGCCUCCAGAGCUUAACCACAGACUCGAGGAGGCAGCUCAAUAACAUUAAAAAAGAGAAGCUGCGAACCCUAAUAGACCUGGUAACUGAAGACAAGAUGAUAGAGAACCACAACGUAUCCACUCCAUUUUCAUGCCAGUUCUGUAAAGAAAGCUUUCCUGGUCCCAUUCCGUUGCAUCAGCAUGAGCGUUACCUGUGUAAAAUGAAUGAAGAAAUCAAGGCAGUCCUUCAGCCUCACGAGAACAUGGUUCCCAACAAACCUGGAGUGUUUGAUAAGCAAACCCUCUUGCUGUCAUCAGUACUUUCUGAGAAAGGAAUGACUAGCCCCAUCAACCCAUACAAGGACCACAUGUCUGUACUUAAAGCAUAUUAUGCUAUGAAUAUGGAGCCCAACUCUGAUGAACUACUGAAAAUUUCCAUUGCCGUUGGCCUUCCUCAGGAAUUUGUGAAGGAAUGGUUUGAACAAAGAAAAGUCUACCAGUAUUCGAGUUCCAGGUCACCAUCACUGGAAAGAGCCAGUGCCAAGGUGGCGCUGGCUGCCACCAACAACACUGCCACUAAAGACUCUUUGUCAGCCAGGUCUCCAAUAAAGCCUGUGGACUCUAUAACGUCACCAUCUAUAGCUGAACUCCAUAACAGUGUUACUAAUUGUGAUACUCCUCUCAGGCUAACAAAACCUCCUCAUUUUACCAAUAUUAAACCAGUUGAUAAAUUGGACCACUCUAGGAGCAAUACUCCUUCUCCUUUAAAUCUUUCUUCCACAUCUUCUAAAAACUCCCACAGUAGUUCUUACACUCCAAACAGUUUCUCUUCUGAGGAGCUUCAGGCUGAGCCUUUGGACUUGUCUUUACCAAAACAAAUGAAGGAACCCAAAAGUAUAAUAGCCACAAAGAACAAAACGAAAGCUAAUAGUGUAAAUUUAGAACACAACAGUGUUUCUUCAUCAUCUGAAAACUCAGAUGAGCCACUGAACUUGACUUUUAUCAAGAAGGAGUUUUCUAAUUCAAAUAAUCUGGAUAAAAGCACUAACCCGGUAUUUGGUAUGAACCCCUUCGGUGCCAAACCUUUAUACACAACACUUCCACCACAGAGCGCAUUUCCCCCAGCCACUUUCAUGCCACCGGUCCAGACCAGUAUUCCUGGGCUGCGACCAUACCCAGGACUAGAUCAGAUGAGCUUCCUACCACAUAUGGCCUAUACCUACCCAACUGGAGCAGCUACUUUUGCCGAUAUGCAGCAAAGGAGAAAGUACCAGCGGAAACAAGGAUUUCAGGGAGAAUUGCUUGAUGGAACCCCAGACUACAUGUCCGGCCUCGACGACAUGACGGAUUCCGACUCCUGUCUGUCGCGGAAGAAGAUCAAGAAGACGGAAAGCGGCAUGUACGCGUGUGACUUAUGUGACAAGACAUUCCAGAAGAGCAGCUCCCUGCUGCGACACAAAUAUGAGCACACAGGAAAAAGACCACACCAGUGUCAGAUUUGCAAGAAAGCAUUUAAACACAAGCAUCACCUGAUCGAGCACUCGCGCCUGCACUCCGGGGAGAAGCCCUACCAGUGCGACAAGUGCGGCAAGCGCUUCUCGCACUCGGGGUCUUACUCGCAGCACAUGAAUCACAGGUAUUCCUACUGUAAGAGAGAGGCAGAGGAGAGGGAAGCAGCCGAGCGGGAAGCCCGUGAAAAGGGUCACUUAGAGCCCACUGAGCUACUGAUGAACCGGGCCUAUUUGCAGAGCAUCACACCCCAGGGGUACUCUGACUCAGAGGAGAGAGAAAGCAUGCCGAGAGACGGCGAGAGCGAAAAGGAGCACGAGAAGGAAGGAGAAGAUGGGUAUGAGAAGCUGGGAAGGCAGGAUGGGGAUGAGGAGUUUGAGGAAGAGGAGGAGGAGAGCGAAAAUAAAAGUAUGGAUACGGAUCCAGACACGAUAAGAGAUGAAGAGGAGACUGGCGAUCACUCAAUGGACGAUAGUUCGGAAGAUGGGAAAAUGGAAACCAAAUCAGAUCACGAAGAAGACAAUAUGGAAGAUGGCAUGUAAUAAACUACUGCAUUUUAAGCUUCCUAUUUUUUUUCCAGUAGUAUUGUUACCUGCUUGAAAAAAACACUGCUGUGUUAAGCUGUUCAUGCACGUGCCUGAUGCUUCCAGGAAGCCUGUAGAGAUGGACUUAAAGGGGCAGUUCAGCCAAGACAGAAAUUAGAUGGGAGUUUGAGCUGGGUAUCGUUAAGAACUGCAUUAUGCAAAAUUUUUGUACAGUGUUAAAGGCCUAAAAACUGUGUGGUUCAGAGACUAAAUCCUGUGUUUAAUAGCAUUUAUACUUUAAGCACAAACUAGUAAAAGAAAAGAAAAAAAAUACACACAAAAAAAAAACCACAAAGAAAAAAGAUUAAACAAAGCAACCAACCAACCCCCAAUUGUACGAAUUGCACUCGACUUAUAUAUCACUACAAACUUUAAAAAAAAAAACAAAACAAAACAAAACAAAAA